Molecule: messenger RNA, 718 nt
Organism: Solenopsis invicta (red fire ant)
Lineage: Eukaryota; Metazoa; Arthropoda; Insecta; Hymenoptera; Formicidae
Exons: 3
Coding region: 1-618 (205 amino acids)
Source: RefSeq, a predicted model, not a curated record
AUGAGAGUAGAGACAUACGUAUCCAUAGCGGCGGAGGUAACGACGGCAGAAGCAGCGACGGCGGCGGCAGCGACGGUGGUGGUAGUGACGGCGGUGGCAGCGGUGGUAGCGGUAGCAGCAAGCAGCGGUGGCAGCGUCACGAGAAAGCGAAAAAACGACAUCAAGACAGAGAAAGAGGAAGAACUGGACAACGUUGGCGGCAACGGCUGUGGUAGCGAUGGCGAUGACGAUGGCGAUGGCAGUGGUGGUGCCUGGACAGCCAAGCCGGACAGCCGAGCGGACCGAGAAGAAGAGGGCAACGACAUUGCUUCGCGUCACUCGCGAGCUUCGAUACAUUUACCGAAAACUACGCCACUGCCAUUGACGCCACUGUCGUUUCGUCGGCAUUCUUCGGAUCCCUUCAAAAUCGAUCAAUCGCAGCCCCGUCCAAAGAAUCUUCGUCGCUCGACGGCGUGCCUUCGCGAAUGUGUGAUAUUAGAUCACAGAGCUUGCGUCCUAGAUUCCAGAGAAAAACUUACAUCUUUAACACAUUGCAUUACGUUACAGUUUUGGAGUUUGUGCUGCUCUAUACACGGAUAUAAAUGUUCCAAUAACUAUUCAACGUCAAUCAUCUAUUAAAGAUUCUAUGUUCGUUAGAACUUACUUACUACUUUUUACCAAUGUUAUUUCUUUCUAGUGAUUAGUGUAUUACGAUCACAUGAAGUGUAUAAUAAAAAAU